AUGGUGUCCGUUCUCGGUCCACCUGCGCCGCCGACUCGGGAGGGCGAGGUCAUGACCAUCUCGAGAGUCACCCGCGACGGACGACGCCUUCACUAUGACCUCCAGGUUCUGCAGCAGCCGGAGCGGGCCCGUGCCUGCGGUUCUGGCCCAAAGUCCUCUGCCGAUCGUCGACCGGUUGAUCCACCACCCGUGGUGCAGAUGAAGAUAUUCGAGGGCUCGCACAGGGAGAACGCCAAGGACAUCACCUUUGCCUACAACGCCGACUUCUUCCUCUACGCUAACCUGCACCAUGCCCAUGAUGUCGCCAGCGGUCGAGUCGCUCCACCCAGCACGCCCCCAGUGCUCACCGGCAUGCCUGUGUCGAGCAUGAUCCUGCUGGACCGGCCAACCGAGGCGGGCUAUUUUAUCUUUUCUGACCUUUCCGUGCGCCACGAGGGCAAGUACUACCUCACCUUCUCCCUCAUGGAAGAGGUCAAGGAGGACAGGGACAAGGAUGCCGAUGAGCCCAUGUCUGGCACUGAUGAGAUUGUCGGUCCCGAUAUUGGUCCGGGCCAGGAGGUGCGCUGCUGGAACUUCCGCACGACCGUCCAGACGGACGACUUCGAUGUGUACAGCGCCAAGAAGUUCCCAGGCCUACAGGAAAGCACGCAGCUGAGCCGCACCGUCGCCGAGCAAGGCUGUCGGGUGCGCAUCCGUCGCGAUGUUAGAAUGAGACGCCGUGAGAAGGGCAAGGGCAAGGACGCCAGUGCUCGGGACGACGAGUACUCUCGUGCAGCUGCCGCUGCCUCUGCCGCCCCACCCCCAGAAAGGACACCGACUAUUCGCGGCCGGUCUCCCAGCAACGCCAGCCUGGAGCGCGCCCCGUAUCCUCAGGAUCUGCACCGCCGUCCAUCGGGAAUGGAGUUCGCCCCUCCGAGACCAUCCUUUGCGGCGUCGGAGCCUUCCGCAAACAGGCAUCUGACCUUCGGCGGUCAACCCAUGGCAUAUCCUCACCCGCACUCGGUUCCUACCUCGCCAUCAUACCCGCCGCCCGGGACGCACUACGGUCACCGGCCGUCGUACCCUUACAAGCCGGAGCCGUCGCCGACGCAGGCUUAUACGCCUCAGACUGGCCCCUCCCCAAGAGACGUGUACCAACGACCACAACCGGCCGCAAACCCACCGCCACCGGCACUGGCACCGAGGCUCGAGCCGGACGUGGAGCCACAGAGGCCCCGGAACACUGUCCUCCCGCCCAUCUCGGAGUUCGCAAACGGCAUUGCGCCACAGCGCAAGUCCUCGUACACCCCACUGCCAAUCGCUCCGAUGCCACCUCGUCCUCAGCAGUACCAGCCUCACAAGCCGGACAUGGCUUCGCCCUCGAAGAUGGAACACCAGAUGGCGCCAUACAAGAUGGAGCAGCGUCACCCUUCAUACCAUAAGAUUGAAUACGUGUCGCCGCCCCCGGCGCCUUCAGCAUCGUACAGUGGACAGCCGCUCCUGGCGGAACCGUCGACGUCGCGUAACAAGCGACGGCACGGGGAGGCUUUCUCGACGGCGGACUACGGGCGCCCCCAGCACGGCCGGUGGGAGAACGGAGUGCGCGAGUAUAACUUCAGUGCCCCCGAGUACGACCGUGCGUCCGGAAACCGCAUCCCGGUCCUCUUCGCUCCAGUGCGGAAUUAA
Messenger RNA from Diaporthe citri, 1665 nucleotides. RefSeq lists its product as uncharacterized. Lineage: Eukaryota; Fungi; Ascomycota; Sordariomycetes; Diaporthales; Diaporthaceae. The transcript is spliced from 2 exons. The coding region runs from base 1 to 1665 and encodes 554 amino acids. The record is from RefSeq and is a predicted model, not a curated record.